UUUCGAUUAUUUUACAUUUACUUUUUUCGAGUAAUAUAAAGAAAUAUAAUUUCGUAUAUGGCUUUUAUCAAAUUUAUUAUUAUUUGUACAACAUACCAAAAUUUCUGUCACAUAUUAAUUGUAAGGUUAUACGUAUAGAGGGAUUUAACCUACACAAGCUUAUAUACCGAUAUAAUAGGUGUAUAGUGAAAACAGUUUUCCUUACUGCGUUUGUAGUUUAUAUUUUGUGCUUAUUUGUCGCUAAAGUCGCAUACGCUACGAGUGUGAACAGUCUUAAUAUCAUGAUAUAUAUCAUGUGAAAUAUAUUUUAACUCGGUCGAUAUAAUUGAUUGUAUCAGUAAAGUUCUAAAUAAUUAUUAAUUAUAAUAAUUAAACAGAUAUAUUUAUUACUAAAAAUUAAAGUUAAAGAAUAAUUUUAAUAAAAAUUAUACGCCCGAUAUAAUAUAUUUAAAAAUAAAAUGCACAAUAAUAAUGCAAUUUCCUGAUGCAACUCCCGUUUCUUCGAAUGUAAUUUCGUGCAUAUUUUUAAAUAGUGUGAAUCUGUGUCAAAAAUUUUAUUUACAAAUAAAAUUUUAUAUGGUUCUAUUUUAUAUGGUCUCAUCAAAAUAAAAAAUUUUAAACGUUCUAAUAAAUUAAAAGAAUAUUAUCAAUGUUGUUUCUUCUCUUUUGGAUUAUUACACUAUCAUGCAGCAGUUUUGCAAAACCAAACUUUCUUUUAAUAAUGAUUGAUGAUUUAAGAACAACACUAGGAUGUUAUGGAGAUCACAAUUCAUAUACACCAAAUAUAGAUCAUUUAGCAAAACAGGGUAUUAUUUUUUCUCAGGCAUAUGCACAGCAAGCUUUAUGUGCACCUAGUAGAAAUUCAAUAUUGACUAGUAGAAGACCAGAUACAUUACAGUUGUAUGAUUUUUAUAGUUAUUGGAGAGAUACAGUUGGUAAUUUUACAACAUUACCAGAAUAUUUAAAAAAUAAUGGAUAUAAUACUAUGUCUAUAGGAAAGAUAUUUCAUCCAGGUAUCAGUUCUAAUAAUUCUGAUGAUAGUCCUUAUUCUUGGAGUGAAAAACCUUUUCAUCCAUAUACAAAUCGUUAUAAAGAUGCACCAGUGUGUCAAACUACCAAAAAUUCACUUCCUGCGCAAAAUCUUGUAUGCCCAGUGGAUUUAAAAUUCAUGCCAAAUCAAACAUUGCCAGAUAUUGAAAUAUUGAAAAAAGCCAAAAGAUAUAUACAAACACAUAAAAGUGAUAUUAAACCAUUUUUUUUAGCUGUUGGAUUUCAGAAACCACAUAUUCCCUUAAAAUAUCCUAAAAAAUAUUUAAAAUAUCAUCCAUUAGAAAAAUUUGAAGUUCCUAAGCCAUAUGUUUGGCCAAAUAAUACUGAUAGUGUUGCAUAUAAUCCAUGGAUAGAUCUUCGCAAAAGAAAGGAUGUACAAAGAUUACAUCUAAAAUUCCCAUGGGAAAAAAUACCAAAGAAUUUUGCCAAGCUGAUUAUACAAUCAUAUUAUGGAGCUGUGUCUUAUAUCGAUGACAUUAUUGGCAAGCUUAUAUAUCAAUUGCAUAUUUCUAAGAUCUUGCAAAAAACUGUUAUCAUAUUAACUUCUGAUCAUGGAUGGUCUUUAGGAGAACAUGCAGAAUGGGGUAAAUAUAGUAACUUCGAUGUCUCAGUACAUGUACCUCUAAUAAUGUCGAUACCUUUUAUGACAUUUAAUAAAACCACGGAAUUUUUUAAUAAAUAUAAUGCAAAUACGAUAGAUAAAUUUAAGUUCGAAUAUAAAGGAUAUACAAAUUUAAGAUAUUUUUUCUCUAAAGAAAAAGGAGAUAAAAAAAAUGUUACAUUUUUAAAACAUAUAGAUAAUUUUACAAAAACAGAUGCUAUUGUAGAAUUAGUUGAUAUUUUUCCUACCAUUGCUGCAUUAGCAGGAAUUCCAGUACCAAUUUGUUCAAACAUACAAAAGAAACUUGACAAUAAUUACAAACAUUCAUCAGUGUGUACAGAAGGAAUUAGUCUUUUGCCUCUUAUCAGAUCUGUAUUGCAUAAAAAAGUAAUACCAUGGAAGAAAGCAGCAUUCAGUCAAUAUCCAAGACCAGGUAUAGAACCUACAUUACAUCCCAAUAGUGAUGAACCACAUUUAAAAGAUAUAACUAUUAUGGGGUACAGUUUAAAAUCACAUGAGUAUAGAUACACUGCGUGGAUACCAUUUACAUCAGAAAAUAAAACAGCUAAUUGGAAAAUUAUCAUUAGCGAAGAGUUAUAUAAUCACAAUUAUGAUUCAGCAGAGUAUUUCAAUUUAGCAAGAUCUCCAAAUUUCUUAAAAAAGAAAAGUGAAUUAAAAACGUUGCUCAGAGAUGGUUGGAGAAAAGCAUUGCCAGAUUAUAUUUAAUUGCAUAAAAAAUUUUGAGAAAAUAUGCUAAAAAAUCUGCCUUAAAAACAAAAUUCAUAAAUAAGUAUCCUUUUUUGCUUCCUGUUACAGAAAUUAGAAUAAAUAUAAUAUAUGCUUGUAUAUAUAGUGUAAUAUAAACAUAUAAAUCUAAUAAUAUAGAAUACAAUAUAUAAGCGAAAUACGUAAAAUGAUUGCGGAAAUGAAUAUAUAAAGUUUUUUGUGCAUUGUGUAUUAUAUUGUUAAAAACAAUAAAAUAAACUAAA
Molecule: messenger RNA, 2640 nt
Organism: Vespula vulgaris
Lineage: Eukaryota; Metazoa; Arthropoda; Insecta; Hymenoptera; Vespidae
Gene: Ids
Product: iduronate 2-sulfatase
Exons: 10
Coding region: 650-2377 (575 amino acids)
Molecular function (GO): iduronate-2-sulfatase activity
Source: RefSeq, a predicted model, not a curated record